UAAACACAAAAAUAUAUAAUUAUAUUCAUAAAAACAAGCAGCAGCUGUAAAUAUCGGUUAAUUGAUUGCCACACGGCAUUAAAUAGUUGCGAAAAGUGCGAUAAAAGACAAAAACAGUUUCGACUCUUAAAAUGAAACUGUUCACAAGCAAAACUCAGCGCAAUGCAAGGCUAUUACAAUGUGCGGCACUUGGCAUGACACUUGUGUUCUUUGGAGCGGCCAUCUUGAUGACAGAUCCCGUCACACUAAUCGUAGAUUGGCAAUUAAGUUUGAAACCCUACACGCUUUUGAGCAAACUGUAUGAGGUGCCACCAGUGGAUGUUUAUAUAACUGUAUACAUGUUUAAUUAUACAAAUUCGGAUGCGUUUAUCGCGGGCAUUGACACCAAAAUAAAGAUCGCGGAAAUUGGCCCCUAUGUCUACAAGGAGGUGCUCUCCAAUCACAAUGUUACCUUGCAUGAGGCCAAUAACACCGUCACCUAUACGCCGCGUCGUGAAUAUAUAUUCUCGCCGGAACGUUCGGUGGGUGACCCGAAGGUCGAUCACAUUCGGGCACCCAAUAUACCCUAUAUGGGUGUCGUCAGCCAGGCAUCCGACAUAUCCAUGUUCGCGUCUCUGGGCUUGACCGCACUGACCAGGCGCUUGAAUUCACAGCCCAUAAUGGAUAUCAGCGUUCACGACUACAUGUGGGGCUACGAGGAUCAUCUGGUGUCGUUGGCUUCCAAGAUUAUGCCCAGCCUGAUCGAUUUCUCCACCUUUGGCAUUAUGGAGAAGCUGUUUCGCGAGGGCAAUGAGAGUAACGUGUUCAAUAUGCAUCUGCCUGAGAGGAAAGAUGCCGUUGGUGUUAAGCUGCCCAACUCGCCACGCGGCUAUUCAAUUCAUUCCGUUAAUGGGGACCGUGGAUUUAAAAACUGGGGGUAUGAUGAUUCGACCAAUGGCACCAAUUGCAAUCGCAUUUCGGGCAGUCAUGAUGCCACACUCUUUCCUCGCGACAUGAACAAGAACGACUCAUUUUUAAUCUUUCGGAAAACGUUCUGUCGUCGUUUGCCGCUGACAUUCAAUAGAACGCUGACUUUUGAUGGACUAGAUGCAUUUGAGUUCACUUUGGCUCCGCAUAUCUUUGACGAGGAUCUGCAGAAUGAGAACACCUCGUGCUUCUGCAAGAAUAACCACUGCUUGAAGAAGGGUUUGGGCAAUGCCUCUCCCUGCUAUUACAAUAUGCCCUUGGCUGUAAGCUAUCCACAUUUCCUGUAUGCCGAUCCCAGCUUGCUGGUACCUUUCGAAGGGCUAAGUCCAAGUAUAGAACGACAUGCAUCAAAAUUCGUGUUGCAACCGCAACUGGGUGUGCCUUUGCAUGCUCAUAUGCGUCUACAGGCCAACCAGGUGGUGAGCAAUAUCAAGUUUAAUAGUCUGAUGGAACCCUUUAAGAAUUUAGUGUUGCCACUGCUCUGGAUAGAUUUUACCAUUGACAAUCUAUCCACGAGUCUGCACAUACUUAGUCAUCUAAUCAAAACUGGAUUCCCAAUGAUGCAGCUGAUCCUUGCACUGUGUCUGAUUUUCUUCGGGGUUUACCAGCUCAGCAUAGCGUUCCAUUUAUGCUUUUGGUCACUGCCAACAGCCAAGCACAAGUCCGAUCAUGGCGAGAAGGAGGCGAACGCGUUGGGUGGCUACAGCAUAGUCGCAUCGCUUCAAAGCUCUUUACCGGCGGAGUGUGUGAAACAGGAGGCACAGCGAUUGCUGGAUGAUGAACGCAAAUUGGGAGAGGUCUAACGACUACCUCGACGUCAAAUGGACUGCUCCUUAGAGCUGUCCAUGCUCUGUGAUAUUAAGAUCUAAGCUAACAACGAUAUUUAGUUUAGCUUAUAUUCUGCUCAACGGAAACAAACUUAGGGAACAUUCUAUGCUUAUGUAAGAUAUAAGGUUGAUGGUGAUUUCAAUUUGUAGUCGUCUAGAAUGUACAGCUGAGCCUUAACUCAAUAAAUACAAACAGCAGUAAACUGUAA
Molecule: messenger RNA, 2002 nt
Organism: Drosophila grimshawi
Lineage: Eukaryota; Metazoa; Arthropoda; Insecta; Diptera; Drosophilidae
Product: scavenger receptor class B member 1
Exons: 7
Coding region: 132-1769 (545 amino acids)
Cellular component (GO): membrane; cytoplasm
Molecular function (GO): scavenger receptor activity
Source: RefSeq, a predicted model, not a curated record